This is a messenger RNA of Budorcas taxicolor (takin), 1362 nucleotides long. It is a transcript of the gene RXYLT1, whose product is annotated as ribitol xylosyltransferase 1. Gene Ontology annotation, biological process: protein O-linked glycosylation via mannose. The record is from RefSeq and is a predicted model, not a curated record. Gene Ontology annotation, molecular function: ribitol beta-1,4-xylosyltransferase activity. Gene Ontology annotation, cellular component: Golgi apparatus. Bases 31 to 1362 code for a protein of 443 amino acids. Lineage: Eukaryota; Metazoa; Chordata; Mammalia; Artiodactyla; Bovidae. The transcript has 6 exons.
GGUGGUGGCCUGAGCGGAAGCCUAAGUGGGAUGCGGCUGACGCGGAAGCGUCUCUGCUCGAUUCUCAUCGCCGUGUACUGCCUCUUCUCCCUCUACGCCGCCUACCACGUCUUCUUCGGGCACCGCCGCCGGACGCCGGACGCGCCUUUGCGGGGCCUCAGGAAGGGGGUUGUCCCGGUGCGGGAGAGGCGCGGCCGAGAACAAUCUACUUUGAGAAGUGAAGAAUGGAAUCCUUGGGAAGAAGAUGAAAAAAAUGAACAACAACACAGACUUAAAACUAGCCUUCAGAUAGUAAAUAAGUCCACAAAAGAGAAAAAACACUUCCAUGUACAAAUCUGGGGCAAAGCUGCCAUUGGUUUGUAUCUCUGGGAGCAUAUUUUCGAAGGUUUACUUGAACCCACUGAUGUGACUGCUCAGUGGAGAGAAGGAAAUUCAAUUGUUGGAAGAACACAUUACAGCUUCAUCACUGGUCCAGCUGUGGUCCCAGGGUACUUCUCUGUUGAUGUGAACAAUGUGGUCCUGGUUCUAAAUGGAAGAGAAAAGGCAAAGGUCUUUUAUGCCACCCAGUGGUUACUUUAUGCACAGAAUUUAGUGCAAACUCAGAAACUCCAGCAUCUUGCUGUUGUUUUGCUAGGAAAUGAGCAUUGUAAUAAUGAAUGGAUAAACCAGUUCCUCAAAAGAAAUGGAGGCUCUGUGGAACGACUUUUCAUAAUAUAUGACAGCCCCUGGAUUAAUGACAUGGAUGUUUUUCAGUGGCCUUUAGGAGUAGCAACAUACAGGAAUUUUCCUGUGGUGGAGGUGAAUUGGUCAAUGCUACAUAAUGAAAGGCCAUACUUGUGUAAUUUUGUAGGAACUGUUUAUGAAAAUUCAUCCAGACAAGCGCUAAUGAAAAUUUUGAAACAGGAUGGGAAUGAUAAGCUUUGCUGGGUUUCAGCAAGAGAACAGUGGCAGCCUCAAGAAACAAAUGAAAGCCUUAAGAAUUAUCAAGAUGCUCUGCUUCAGAGUGAUCUCACCUUGUGCCCAGCGGGAGUAAACACAGAGUGUUACAGAAUAUAUGAGGCUUGCUCCUAUGGCUCUGUUCCUGUAGUGGAAGAUGUAAUGACAGCUGGCAGCUGUGGAAAUUCAUCUGCGUACCUGAAUGCUCCUCUGCAGUUACUCAAGUCCAUGAAUGCUCCUUUCAUCUUUAUUAAGAACUGGAAGGAACUUCCUGCUAUCUUAGAAAAAGAAAAGAGUAUAAAUUUAGAGGAAAAGAUUCAAAGAAGAAAAAGAUUACUUCACUGGUAUCAGCACUUCAAAACAGAGCUAAAAAUGAGGUUUACUAAUAUUUUAGAAAGUUCAUUUUUAAAGAACAAUAAAAAUUAA